AUGGUCAUGCUGGCCCCAAACAACACGACGUUUUACUCACAACAGGUAUGGUGGUGGAGGGCAGCCGAGGCCUCACUGAUGCAGGGUCAGCUGUGGCACUGCUCCUUCACACUGCUUGCUGCCCAGGACCAUUUUGCUGCUAGCCUCAGCCUGCACCUGGUGUUGUUCAUGGUCACCCACGGUCUUCCUUACCAGGUUAUAUCAGCUGGUGGUUCGAGGGAGACAAGAACCACCUGGCGGAGCACCGGCUGUGAUGUCUACAUCAUUGUUGCCCAGAACCUUCUGGAGUUUGCACACCUGCUAGAUAAAAACGACGAUGAAUGGGACUGGCAAGGUCGAUAUUUCAUGUUUUCCUACUCAUCUUCAGCAGAUCUUGAGCGUCUGGCAGUGAUGUAUAAACUACAAAAAACUUCAGCUAUUCUAUUUUUUAUACCUGGUGGCAGCGAGGGAGAGUUGGCCGUGUACACCCACAAGCUCUACUCCAGGACGAACCUUCGCUUCCUCACUUUCUGGAGAGACGGAGCCUUCCUCAGUAACGUCCACUUCUUUCCAAAAAAGGAAGUGGUUGACUUGAGCGGGCAGAGACUGCGCGUCCUUGCCGUUGAUCACGCCCCCUCUGUCUUCUCACACCUGGACGACAAAGCCCUUCACCUGGACGAACAAGGCCUCCUCUUCAACGUCUCUGGCCUCGACGUCAAAGUGGUGAAUGCGCUGGGCGAGGCUCUCAACUUCACCCCAGUCUUCUACAGCCCGGGACAAGACAUGUGGGGAACACUCCUCCCAAAUGGCACCUUCACUGGAAUGGUCGGCCAGGUACACAAGGACGAAGCAGAGAUGGGCAUUGGUAACGUGUUCUUGACGGAGGUGCGAGCACGAUACGUCACCUUCAGCGUCCCUUUUGACUUCGAGCGUGCUUGCUUCCUCACGCCCGCCCCCCGGCUCCUCCCUGCCUGGAUGGCCGUCUCCUUCCCCUUCACUCUGCACGUCUGGAUGCUCCUCAUGGGAUGUGUGUUGGGACUGACGGUGCUGGUGCCGGUGUUGGGAUGGUGUCUGCCUGCCAGGGACCCCAGGGAGCUCCAGUCAGUAUCCUCUGCCUUCCUCGUCAUCCUCGGCCACUUUUCCAACCAGUCUCCGCGACCCCCAAAACAUAUACCUAUGCAGAUGCUCCUGGGGGCAGUGAUGGUGAGCGGAUUCGUAGUAACUAUCUUCUACUGCAGCAACCUGACGGCCUACAUGAUGGUACGGGUGGUAGAGCAGCCAAUCACCACCAUCAGACAGAUUGUCCAGAGGAAGCUGGCGGUUGGUGGCUACAGCGACUUCUGGGUGGACAUAUUCAAGGGCUCAGCCAAUCAGGACGUCCACUCACUCAUCUGGAACUUCCUUCUCUUUGACAAUGUCACCAACUUCCUCAAGCAGGUGAUCUCUGGACGGGGUGUGCUGCUGGAGAACACACAACACCUGCAGUACCUGAGGGAGACCCACCUAACCAACAGUGUAGACCAGGCCUCUGUCAGGCUUAUGCUGGAGGAGUGCAUUAACCCCUUCAGCGUCGGGGUCAUGCUCAAGAGAAACUCUCCACUCAAAUCCUCCAUUGACAAGGUAAUCCAGGGCCUACGCGAGAGUGGUCUGGUGAAUAGGUACUUCCUGGAGGUGCUGCAGGAGGACCACGACCGCAUCUCCUCCCUCGCUCGAUCCUCACCCGACACUGCACCUCCCGCAGAAGGCGUCCAAGUUCUCACCCUUGAACACCUCCAGGGAGUGUUCUUGGUGCUCGGAGCGGGUCUGUGUGUUGCGGUGGUCGUGGCACUACUGGAACUGGCAACAGGUUCUCUUCUCUUUUCCUGCAGACGUCGUCUUCUAGACUAGCUUGGUAACAUGAACGAAAUAAAUAACAAAUAU
Molecule: messenger RNA, 1899 nt
Organism: Procambarus clarkii (red swamp crayfish)
Lineage: Eukaryota; Metazoa; Arthropoda; Malacostraca; Decapoda; Cambaridae
Source: RefSeq, a predicted model, not a curated record